GUUAGUGGUGGGGGUGAUGGUGGUCCUCUACUCGGCUUUCUCUUGCGUCGUUCUUUCGUUCCCCUCCAAUGAUCGAUGGCGUCUAUGAGGAAAUUUGGAAAUGUGGAAAUUUGGGGUCGGUGAAUGCACAAAAGUCCAUGGCCGUCGUCAUCGUCAUCGUUAUCGUCUUCAUCUUCAUCUUCACCUUUCUCUUUCGGCGCCAUCGAUGUCUCUGUGGGCAUGGCGAGAAACUCUCCUGGGCGAAUCCUAGUUCGAAUGAGGAUCUGAUCCAAUGCGAAUCGUAUGAAUGUGGGACGAGGAGGAGUACGUAAGCGACCGAGCUCCUGGGCUCCUCGCAAGAAGAAGCUGAUAGAGGAUCGAGAUUUUGUCGUGGUGAGGAAAAUGCAUGCCCAUGUUGACUUCUCUUCCUCGAUGCUCAGGUGAAAUGAUUUCAUACCUGGACGACAGACAGACAUCAUCCUUAUCCGGUCCCCCUGGUUCCUCCAGAAAAUGAAAGCGGUGCAUUCUUCCCAUUUCUCAUGCAUCUCAAGGAGUCACACUUUCUCCGACAUGUCGCUCCAUGUGCAAGAAUGUACGAAACUUCUUCACGUUCAUGAGCCACGUCCGUGAAUCCAGUCCUUCAAUCAAGAACACCUUAUCAACAGAGCAUACAGAAUCAUCAGCAUCUUAUCUCCGAACUUGAUCACGCCAUUUCAGUGGUGAUGGAUGAACACUUGCCCCCACCCCAAAUGCGAACAUGUACAACAGUCAUGGACUCAGCACUUAACCAUCAAUUCCGUGCUCUCAUGGAGUCGCCAAUCCAAUUUGCUCCCUCAUCGUAAUACGGGCCAUUCCCACGAAAGUAUGGACCUUUGCACUAAAGAGCAAUCUUGGCGCAUUGGUUGGGGACAAGAGGAGAGCCAGCAGAUUUCAGCAGAUCUGCACAGGUCAUUCAUUCAUUCAUUCAUUCAUUUAUUCAUUCGCUCGUGAAUCACAAUUUCGGUUCGCAAUUUCUCGUGGUGUUGCUCCUUAUCCACAAAGCGGAAGGAAAGAAAGAAGUUGUGAAUCUGUCACAAAAUCGUGUUUCGCUGAACGUCUUUCUCGUGACGUGAAGUGAAGCACCUGAGGUGGAAUAAAAAUCCUCUGAUUGCUAGCUGGAUUAGAUCCUUCAUCGCAUCACCGUGCAUCUCAUCUGAUCCCAACACAUAAUUUCUGUCUGCCUGCCUGUCUGCCUGUCUGCCUGCCUGCCUGCCUGCCCAUCGGUCUAUGUAUGACAGGACGGCUUGCUUUGUUCACGGAAAGGUGGGGUCGAUUCGAUCGAUCGAUGAUGAUGAGCAUAUGAAAGGGGAGGGGGAGGGCGAGGGCGAACACUCUCAUGAUGUUGUCGUCGUCUUGGUCCCCGGGGCAGACUCCAAAAAAGUGUGGCGCAUCAAACAUACAGAUUUUGCAGGCCCCCUUCCCUUUUCUCAGAGCCUUUGCUCCUUUUGGCCAAAUUAUUGCCAUGUACACAACUUCUUCAACAGCCUUGUUUCUAAAAUCGAAGGGCCCGAGCAUAUAACAAACAAACAAGCAAGCAUGGCAUUCGUCAACAGCCUGCUUUUGUUUGCUAGUUGUUUUUACUGCCUCUCCAAAUUACCUCCUGCCUUUCUGCCUGCCUCCGUGAUUCUGGCAUGGGACGCUGAUUCCUCCACAAAUUGGCCUCUUCCGCCGUGGAAAGGAACAAACGUGCCAUCAUGGCGCUGCUAGAUUCCACCUCCUCCAUCUCUCUCUCUCUCUCACAGUCAAGAAGGAAGGAGAAAAACCUCGGCCUGCAAAACAUGGCGCAUUUUGAUUAUAUUAUUUUUUAAUAAUAUGGCACGGGAAUAAUGACGGCUAAUAUUUCCUCGUGUCAGGUCGGUCAGUGUCGAUGCAUUUGAGCUUCGAGCUCAGAAAAUAUUCCGUUUUCUUGUCUCAUGUUCGAGGGCAUCGAGUGGUCAGUUGAGCGGACGGAAUAUCUCGUUUUUGCCGAACGGACGGAGCCAAGAGAGAGAGAGAGAGAGAGAGAGAGACGUGGGCCAAGUGAUGAGCUGCCGCAGUAAGUCUCCUACCACGUAAGGUCAGCGGGAGAUCCAAAGGGCGUGGGUAACGAACCGAGCGGGAUGGAGAAGGGAUGGCCUCUUCUCGGUCGGACCGGACGAAGACCGGAGCGCGGACGGGAUCGGGGGCGAGAGACCGGGCGGGCCGUCGACGGAGUCGCGGGUCGUACCGGACUUUGCUUUAAGCGAGAUGCGAGCGUUCGUCUUUACCGGUCGUCCUUGAACGGGUGACUCCGGGGACGGGUCGGUCUGGAAAUCAGGGCUCGGUGGUUAGCGGAACCUCUGGUCGUCGUCUCUGUUGCGGUGGACCGGAGGCGAGGCAAGGCCGAAUUACGUUAACGGGCUUUCGGCGAAGGAGCCUCCGACGUAGUUCCCUCGUCAACUAACCAAUAACUACCCUUCGUACAGUACGAGUGAAGACAAGGCGGGCAUCCGUACUCACGGAAUCGUCGUCGGCUGGAAGUUUGAGGUCCGGUCUUCGGGACGGAGCUCCUUCGGGGCCCCCGAGGUAUAGCCACCAUAUGAGAGAUAACCUAACUGUGGUUAGUAAUACGGAAUUAACGAAACCGUUAGGUUAGACAGGAGUGGGUAUUCUGGGAACGUGUAGCAGUUGACGUAGCGAAUAUUAGUGAUCAGCUACUCCGGACCUUCGAGCCCGCUCGUAGUUCGUCGUGGUGAGCAGUAUGGUGCCUCAUCUGAAUUAAAUAAAUACAAUAUUCAUUUAUUUCUUAUAUCAAUCAAGCAGGUGAGGCUCAUAGUUUUGUGGAAUGAGGGGGCGUAAAUAUUCAGGGGACCAAACUCCACUUUUCUCUUCGAUAUCCAGAGUUUAAGAUAUUUCUUUCUCUCGGAGUAUAUGAAAUUCAAUUCAGCUAUUAGGCAUAUCACAUGCAAACUCUUCAUUCGGAGACUUUUAACUUAUUUUUUUA
Molecule: messenger RNA, 2980 nt
Organism: Marchantia polymorpha subsp. ruderalis
Lineage: Eukaryota; Viridiplantae; Streptophyta; Marchantiopsida; Marchantiales; Marchantiaceae
Source: the annotation of a GenBank genome assembly